AAUCGAGCGGUCAGUUAACGCUCAACACUCGGACAGACAACAAGUCAAACUUAAACUCUUCACAAAUCUUCAAUAAAACUAACAACAAUUAAAGUGAAAUUAACCAUCAUGAAGGGUUGCACCCCAAACAUGGUUAAAUACUUAUUAUUUAUUUUUAAUUUAGUUUUUGCCAUCUCUGGCAUUGGUUUAGUUGUGGCUGGGUCAAUUGUCCUGGCAGAUGUCGCUGAAUACUCGCAUUUCAUGGAAAGUCGAAUAAUAGCGCCACCUAUUGUCUUGAUAGUCGCAGGCGCGAUCAUUUUCAUCGUCGCGUUCCUCGGUUGUUACGGAGCCAUCCGAGAGAAUUACUACCUUCUCAUUGCUUUUGCUGUGUUUUUAUUAAUCAUCUUCAUCGUUGAAUUGGCGGUGGGUAUCGCCGCAGCUGUCUACAAAAGUGACUUUCAAAUGAUUCUCAAGGACUCUCUACGUUCAUCAAUGGGGAAAUAUCACGAGAGUAAAACUGAUCGUCUUGCAUGGGAUAAGAUACAAACCAAAUUGGAGUGUUGCGGAGUGGAGGCACCGACAGACUGGCCUGAAAAACGUCGUCCGUACACAUGUUGCCAUGCAAUCCGUGAUAAUGUCGAUCCGCCGGAAGAUUUCCACUGCCAGAGUGCGUCGGCUGGUGAUGAGAUACUCUACUCCGAUGGGUGCUUCGACAAGCUGCAGAUGAAAGCCGACAGCAACGCGAAAAUACUGAUUGGCGUCGGUUUGGGCAUCGCAUUCUUACAGAUAACCGGUAUUCUUCUGAUUGCUUUUGGUGGAAUUGUCCUUCAUGCGUCCAUGAGCGCCAUCGAGAUCACCGACAAUGACGUCCGAUACGUCCCGUCUAUUAUCCUGAUUGUCGCCGGCAUUGUCAUCUUCGUGAUUGCUUUUUUGGGCUGUUUUGGUGCUAUCCGGGAAUCGUAUGGGAUGUUAAUGACGUUCGCCGUUUUCUUGCUAAUCAUCUUCAUCGUCGAGCUGGCGAUCGGCAUCGCAGUCGCCGUCAACAAGGAUCAAUUGAAUCAGGAAUCAUUUCGGGAACAUUUCAACAGGAAUCUCAACAGUGAGACGGACAGAGCCAAAUUGGACUCGAUUCAAACCUUGUUACAAUGUUGUGGUGUCGAUGGCUACUCCGAUUGGGGCGGUAACCACCCAAAAAGUUGCUGCACCAACGUCCAGCAAGGCACUGGCGGGCAAGACGCACGCUGCACCAGUCUAGACAGCAGUAUGACUUAUGUCUACUCCACCGGCUGCUUCGAGGCGACCAAAAUGAACUUCGAGAAGGGAAAGAAGAUUCUAAUGGGUAUUGGCAUCGGUCUGGCGUUCGUCGAAAUUGUUGGAAUUGUCUUGGCUUGCUGGUUGGCUGCAGUGAUUAAACGUGAGAAAGACGACCCAAAGGACUAGGAUACACCGAAAAACACCGGAGAUAAUCAAAAUGGCGGGUCUAAAGGAGAACUAGCAUUGCUUUUUGUAAAGUUUUGUUGUUUAAAUGCUCGUUAAUAUUAAAAGCGUAAUUUUUUAAGUGUUUUACACCUAAACAACACUAAUAUGUAAAUAUUUACACUGUUUUCUUAAUAUUAUUAACUAAAAACUUCAUAUAUAGUCAUUAGGUAAAUAGGAAUCUGCACAAAGUGAUAAAUAAGUUGCCUAUCAUACAUUCAUAAAAUAUUUGUGGUAAUUAAUACGAUUUUCUUAAGUAUUUUGAUGUCUACAUGUGUAAAACUAAUAAAUAUCAAUAAAAAUGUGUGAAUAUUGU
Dalotia coriaria is the source of this 1771-nucleotide messenger RNA. RefSeq lists its product as uncharacterized. The record is from RefSeq and is a predicted model, not a curated record. The transcript is spliced from 8 exons. Lineage: Eukaryota; Metazoa; Arthropoda; Insecta; Coleoptera; Staphylinidae. Gene Ontology annotation, cellular component: plasma membrane. The coding region runs from base 109 to 1419 and encodes 436 amino acids.